UAUGUUGUCAGGCCAUGAUCAUCCUUCAUCAUAGGACGAUUAUCAUUAUUAUACUAAAAGAGAAGAGAUAAUGCCAACUCUAAUCAGCAGAUUGCGAUAUGCUAAGUUUGCAGUCAGCAUUGAAGUUGUAAAAGACAAUAUUUUCUUCUAGGUUUACAUGACGUUAGAAAAAACGAAUUAUUGUGUUUGUCCGAUUAAAAUUAGACUGUUAUGUAAAAAUGUUAGUCCACUUGAAAUCGUAGCCUACAGAGAUGUGAAUAAACUGCUAUGACAGGGUGCUCGGGCUUUGACCCGGAAAUAAUACAAUAACCCCAAAGAAGACGAAGAAGCCGGUUACAACCUUUUACUGUCUAUGGUUACAACCAUACAACAACAACAACAAACAUGGCGAUUGAUAAACCUCCACCUGUUCAUUUUUGGAGUGAUGCAGAGACAGAGUUCAUGCUGUGUCAGCUGAAAGCGUUAAAUAUUUUGAAAUACAUGGAUGGUAGGAAAACACGGAAUGGCAACCUGUUUAGAAAAGUUGCGGAACACAUGGAGGACGCUGGAUUUCAAAGGACGUCCGAGCAAAUCCGUGUUCGGUGGAAGAACGUGAAAAAAGCCUACUACAAUACCAGGAAAAAGAACCAAACCAGUGGCAACAGUUCAGUUUCAUGUCCAUACUCCAACAUAUUGAAGGAGCUGCUUGGACGUCGACCGUUGUCCAAAACAGCAGAGAAUGGCGUGGACAUUGUGUCUAACGUUAGUCCUUCGUUCUCAGACCAAGAGGAAGAGCAGCAGUUUGCUGGUGAUCAGGCCCCGCUGGAGCAGGACCCGCUCCCUCACGAGUCCUCUGAUUCAUAUCUAACGUCCUCACCGACCUCAGAACCAUCCAGUUCUACAUCUCUGUUUCAUCAGCAGUUCCAGAUCGCUGUCAAAGCAGAAGCACCUGAAGGUGCUGUACGGGACAGUCCCAUUAGUGGAACACCUAACGGUGAAUUACCGAGACGACGCUCACGACUGAGCCUGCAGCCAGGGACACAGGUCUCGCCCUCCGCAUGGAGGACGUUUAGCAUCCCAACGCGGUUCACGUCCUUGAGCCCAUUCGAGGAGCAGCUCCUAGCCGUCCAUCGGGAGCAGGCUGCGGCUAUCCGUGAGGGCUUUCGCUCGCUGGCACAACAGAACCGACUCCUCUACUUGGAGGUCUGCGAGACCAACCGCAGUGUAGCCCGGAUUGCCUCGGCGGUGGCCGAGAAGGCCGCAAGCUCCUCUGGCAUGGCUGAAGAACUGAUCCGAGUGCAGCAGAGAAUAAGUGAAAGCAUCGACUCCACUAACAAUCUCCACACGCGGGUGAUUGACUUGCUGUUCUCACAGCAGGAGCAACCCAUUAUUGUCAUGCCUAAUGAGGAUAAAGGCAUGAAUGUACGACCCAGUAGAGAAUAGGCUUGUCAUAAUAAGUACAUUAUCGCCUUAUCGCACAAUUAAUUAAACUAUUGACAAUAGCUUUUUCCAACCUCGAUAUUGCCCGAAUGUUACGUUUACAUUCAUGUCGUGUACUGUAGGUGCCACUCUUUCCUCUGGCCAAAAAAUAUCGAUCCCAAUGCUCCAGUGCAGUGACGGUCAUUAAAGAUCCCAUGGCAUUUAUCGCAUAGAGUAGGGGGUUCCCUGGUUUCCUGGCUAAAUUCCCAACCUGGCUCAUUCAAUCUGGCCCCCUAAUCAUCCCCCCAAUGUAAUUGGCUCAUUCACUCCUUCACCCUCCACCUUAAGCUGGCGUAUAAUGGCUGCCCUGUGUUGUUGUUGUUGUUGUUGUUUCAUUAGUUUUUCAUAUUUGUUAGAGUUGUUUUAAAGUGAUGUCCUAAAAUAUUGCAACAACUACACUGUAUACGCAGUAUUUUUUCUGGGACAAUAUAUUGUGCAGCAAAAAGAGUUAUCGUGACAGGCCCAGUGGAGAGGAACGUUGUACGUAUCAGGCUCAAUUCAUGUUGUGGAGUUAUUCUGUAUUUUUGUGUGUCCUGAUAUUUUUCCAUGAGUGAUUUCAUGACCAACAAGUCUACCUCUGCUUAGGCCCCUGUUUUCUGUGAAAGACACAUAGCCCAAACUCUGCUGUGACAGUAGUUUCACGCAUAUGCUCCCAUGCCUGUUCAAGGUUGCAGGCGCACCAACACUAGAAUGCCCUCUAGGUUCUGCUGACACCUGGGACCCGUUGCACAAAAGCAGAAUUAAGACAUCCAGGAUAAGUUACUGAGCUGCGCUCAAUGAAUCCAAAACAAGAGCGUACAUGCUUAAUUGGUUGCACAAAGACCAAGCCAGGAUGAGCAGACACGGAUUCAUCAAGCCAGGUGAAACCUAUCCUGGAUAAGUGCGCGCUCAUGGCUCCUUCAAACUGACCCCGCUAUCACAGAUUCACUGAUUCACCAUGGCAACUAGAGCAGCUUCAUUGGUUCUUCUACGGUGUAAACUAGGUAGCGAUAGCCUUUUCACAACAG
This is a messenger RNA of Alosa sapidissima (American shad), 2465 nucleotides long. RefSeq lists its product as uncharacterized. Bases 385 to 1422 code for a protein of 345 amino acids. The record is from RefSeq and is a predicted model, not a curated record. The transcript is spliced from 2 exons. Lineage: Eukaryota; Metazoa; Chordata; Actinopteri; Clupeiformes; Clupeidae.